AUGCCCGGCAGCGGCUCAGACUCGGAUCCCUCUCAGCCGCCCCGCAAGACCCUCCAUCGCGCCCAGGGCCAGCUCAAACGCAAUGCCGCUUGUCAAGAGUGCCGCAGGCGUCGAGUAAAGUGCGACGCGGCUCGGCCCACCUGCCAGAGCUGCAUACGCUCCUAUCACUUUCUCUCCAGAACGUAUCCUGAUGCAGAGAGGGACGCCAAGGGGGUGCAGUGCCAUUACGGGGAUGAAGACUACAACACCGACCGGCCGCAAGAGCCAAUCAUUCCACCUCGGCCACCGAAGCGGAAGGCCGGGACUGCAAAGGGCGAGGCAGAGCAAAAGAUCAAACUGCUCGAGGACAAAGUCGUCCAAUUACAGAAAGCCCUCGAGCAGUCGUCACCUUCCAAAUCUCCGAGCGUGGCUCUCGAAAACACUUCGCCGGGGCAGCCCCAAACCGCAGCAAAGGAGUCUGCUCUGCCUACAAACCGACCCACCCCACUAUGGUCAGAAGCACAAGGUACCACCCCGUUCCCUGCCAGCGCAAACAGCACCUGGUCCCUCAACACCGCCCCAGCGAAUCCAUACGACCUCAGCCAGUCCUUUCCGGACCCUCAGCACUUCAGUGUCUUGAAGCCUGCCGAUGGCCGAGGGUCUGUAAAGCACCGACUGGACCACUUUGAGCAGUCUCUCGAUCCACCGGCUGCCGAUGCCGAGGCGGGUAGACUGGGGCCUGCUGUACUGGACAUGCUCUGGCCUGGAUGGCCACCCACACUACCGACACCUUCCAUGGUCGACCAUCUCGCCGAAGUAUUCUUUAAAUUCGUCCCUUCCAUCUCCCGAGUGAUCAACCGCCAGUCCUUCUUUGCCCGUCUCUCCCUCCCUCCCACCCACUCGGAAUUCCCCCAACGUGCCCUCAUCCACGCCAUCUGCGCGGUCGCAGCCCGCUAUACCGCUGCUGUAUCUGUACGCUCCGUCGCGGAUAGUAUGAAGAUUGUCACGGAAGAGGCAAAGCGGGCCAACGGGAGAGGGGCAGAGACGGAUCUGAGCAUGGAGACGUGUUUUGCAGAGAGGAAUGCGGGGUAUGCGAUGGAGUUUAUGAAGUAUAACCAUAUGAACGCGAGGGGAAUCUUUGACAUCCUGCAAGCUAUGAUCGUAAUGGGCCAUUGGGGUCAAGCGCACUCGCGAUGGAUGGAAGGCUGGGUCCUCAUGGGAGGCGCUACCAGACUCGUCAUCGCCCUCGGUCUCCUCGAACACACACCCCUAUCCCAGCACCUUUCCCCCCCCGUCAGUCGGUCCAUCUUGGGCCCGCCAAAGACGGAUGCGGAGAGAGAAGAGAGAAGAGCAGCGGCGUAUUACGUGAUGAUAUAUGAUACCACGCAGUCGGCUUCUUCUGGAUGGGCUGGAACGCUGCCGACGGCUGAGAUGAGUGCAAGGAUGCCAGCGUCCAAAGCAGACUUUGAGAGAGGCGGUGCCAUACCAGAAAACUUUCAAUCGUUCCAUUCCCGAGAUUUAUUCUACAACCACCCCAUAGUAGACUCCUUCGUCCUCUUGGUUAAGGGCCACGUCCUCCUGCACCGCACAUGCCAGUUCAUCCGCCGCUGUCGUGCCAUGGACCCGGACGAACGAGAGCUGUUGAGAGACGGCCCCGAGUUCAGGCAGUUGGAUCGGGAUAUCGCCAUGCUGAGCAUGUCGUUCCCUCAAGCGUUGAAGGAACCCGUGCAGUAUAUGACUGGCUAUGCGAAGGGUGUCGACGCUGAUCUUAUCAGCGCGCAUCUGAUACCCCGCAUGGCGGCCAUGUACUUGCACGAGCCGUUUGCACACCUCGAUGACCCCAACUCGGUGUCGGCGACUCGUGUUUUGACUGAAGCCAGAGCGUGUCUCGAUAUCGUUUACCUGGUCAUCAGCAGUAAUGCUGAUAUCUCGUUCACUGUGACCCCUAUCACGUCUUUGUAUCUUUUCACCGCCAGCCGGGCUCUGCUGCUGUUCUACCAGCGUGCUCUGGACACUGGAGAUUCCGCAGAAGCGACCACCAUACAUGGCGAAAUAUCCGUCUUCAAGAUGGCAUUCACCUCCCUCUCUAGCCGUUUCGCUAUGGGCGUCCGCCAUUUAAUCCUGCUCGAAAAAAUGAUGGAACACAUCGAGGAAGAUGUCCUAGGUCAGGUCGUCACCAGCCCCGACUUUUCAGCCCUCUUUUGCCGGCCAUCCCGCGCAUUCCCGAACGGUAUCACCAAUGUCGAUUCCGCCACAGGCCAGAUCCCUGGUAUCCGGGGGCAAGAUGAGAUACCGGGCUUUGCCUCCCUAGGCGGGGAAGCCGUUUUCCCAGAGACGCAUCCGGAUGGGAUGAUUGCGAUCGAGCUCGACAGGUCGGCGGCGCAAGGGAGAAGCAAGGCAGGGCGGAAAGUGCUGCAAGCCAUAUUGGAUCACAAACGCAACUAUGUGGGACACAGCUCAAGGUCGAAUAGUGGGAGUGGGAGUCAACCUGGGUCGGGGGGACCGAGUCCGAAUGAUGCUUUCGAGUGGCUGGACAAGCAGCAGGGGAUGGGACAAGUGCCGAUGCAAGGGCAGGGGCAGGGGAUGGGAGCGGGGUAUCACCCGGGGCCAUCACAUGUGCAGCAGCCGCAUAUGAACACAGCAAGCUCGACGGGGUCGGAUAUGAUGUAUGUGCAGAGCCAGUCGAGUAUGCAAGGGCAGGGGCGGUUUACGAUGUUUGAGUCCUGA
Messenger RNA from Cryptococcus wingfieldii CBS 7118, 2706 nucleotides. RefSeq lists its product as hypothetical. The transcript is spliced from 10 exons. Gene Ontology annotation, cellular component: nucleus. The coding region runs from base 1 to 2706 and encodes 901 amino acids. NCBI's taxonomy places the organism in Eukaryota, Fungi, Basidiomycota, Tremellomycetes, Tremellales, Cryptococcaceae. Gene Ontology annotation, molecular function: DNA-binding transcription factor activity, RNA polymerase II-specific; DNA binding; zinc ion binding. The record is from RefSeq and is a predicted model, not a curated record. Gene Ontology annotation, biological process: DNA-templated transcription; regulation of DNA-templated transcription.